AUGGAUAUCAGUGAAAAAGAAAAGAAAGGUCCUGUGAUUGGAGCCCGACAUCUUCAGACUCUAUUGCUUUUCCUAGCAAUCGCUGUUGGCUAUGCUGGUAGGAUAAAUGUUUCCGUAUCACUUGUUGCUAUGACAGAUGCAGAAACUACAAAUCCCAAUUUCGAAGAAUUCAAUUGGGAUGAAAAACAAAAAUCAUACAUCCUCAGCAGUUUCUAUUGGGGUUAUGUGAUAACACAAUUUCCUGGUGGCUAUAUGGCACGAAAGUUCGGUGUAAAAACUGUUAUUUUCAUUUCCAUUCUUGGAUCUUCUUUUUGUAAUAUAAUAAUUCCAUUUUGUGUACCUUGGGGUCAAUGGCAGAGUUACUGUGCCAUAAGAGUUCUACAGGGUUUGUUUCAAGGAGUGAUUUUUCCAUGUGCUCAUGCACAUUUGGCCAUGUGGUCACCAGUUGAGGAACGAACUCGUCUCGGUGGACUAAGUCAUCUGGGAAUUGAAGUUGGCACAAUUUUAGCUAUGAGUUUAACAGGAAUUAUCGCUGCAUCAAGAUUUGGAUGGCCUGGAAUUUCAUAUGUUUAUGGGGGAAUCGGGAUUGGAUUUUGUCUAAUUUGGAUGAUAUUUGCUGAAAAUUGUCCAGCAAAUGCUCGAUUUAUAUCUUCCGGGGAGAGAAAUUUCAUUCUAGCUUCGCAGGCUUCUAGCGAUGGAAAUACCAAAGAAACAAUACCCAUUCCCUGGAAAGCAAUUCUUACUUCUGUGCCAUAUUUAUCGCUGAUAGCUGUUCGAAUCAGUCAAGGAUGGGGCUACAAUGUUAUGCAAGCUCAAAUUCCCGCAUAUCUUCAUGGCGUUCUAAACAUGAAUAUCAAAAGCAAUGCUUUGUACUCAACUCUUCCCUACAUCGCAAUGUUGAUUUGUGCGUUGGUGUUCCUUUUUGCAGCUGAAAUAGUUCUGAAAAAGCAAUGGGCUUCGUUGACAGUUGUCCGAAAGACCUUAAACACUAUUGCAAUGUGGGGUCCAGCUGCAUUGUUAAUCGGUGUUGGAUUUAUGGAUGACAGUCAAAAGGUUUUGGCCAUAAUUCUUUUGACUUUGAAUGUUGGUCUAAAUGGUGGUAAUACUAUUGGAAGUCUGUUAAACACAAUUGAUUUGUCACCAAAUCAUGCUGGUAUUUUGAUGGGAAUAUUGAAUUGUAUAUCGAAUAUUAUUCCAAUUAUAACUCCAUUAGCAGUUGGAAUUAUUGUUUAUGAUGAGGUAAAGAGGGCUUGAAGUAUUUUUUCCUCAAACCAGUUCAACAAAUUUUUGUUUUUGCUAUUUCAGACCCAACGAUCACUUUGGCAGAUUAUUUUCAUAAUUGCAGCUGUUUUCUUCUUCUUCGGAAAUCUUCAAUUUAUUUUCUUUGCCUCGACUAACACGCAGCCUUGGAAUGAUGAAGAUUUUCUUUUGAAACAUGACAAAGAACGAAA
This is a messenger RNA of Episyrphus balteatus (marmalade hoverfly), 1451 nucleotides long. RefSeq names its product putative inorganic phosphate cotransporter. Gene Ontology annotation, biological process: transmembrane transport; monoatomic anion transport. The coding region runs from base 1 to 1254 and encodes 417 amino acids. Gene Ontology annotation, cellular component: plasma membrane. The transcript is spliced from 3 exons. Lineage: Eukaryota; Metazoa; Arthropoda; Insecta; Diptera; Syrphidae. Gene Ontology annotation, molecular function: transmembrane transporter activity. The record is from RefSeq and is a predicted model, not a curated record.